Molecule: messenger RNA, 918 nt
Organism: Danaus chrysippus (African queen)
Lineage: Eukaryota; Metazoa; Arthropoda; Insecta; Lepidoptera; Nymphalidae
Source: the annotation of a GenBank genome assembly
AUGGAAAAUGAUGAUAGAGACGAGGAACAACCUUCAACAAGUAAAAAAGAAAGUCAGAGGAAUAAUUCGACCGGUGACAUGUACGUUGAUAGCCACGACGAUGAUGGGGCCCACAGCGAAAUGUCCAUGCCAUCUUCGGCCACUUAUUCAUUUAUAAGCAAAUUAGACAUGGCUGCUACCGGACCUGAUUUACCAAAAUCACCAUUGCCAAAAACGGACAAUAAAAUCCACCAAAAAAGAAAGAGAGAAAAGAAUAAGCGGAUAGUGGGUAGAGUUGAGAAGAAAAGGCGACCUUUAACAAAACGUCAGGCAAUAAGGAAGGCGCCUAAACGGAAGCAAAAACCCGCCGAUGAAAAGAAAGAUAGAGUGUCUAUGUCAACAAUAUUCACAAGAUUAUCAUCCAAUUCUCAAACACCACGCUUAAGCAUUCAAGCUGGAUCUUGCAGCAAAUUUCUUUCACCGCUGUUCGUCGCUACUAAUUCUUCCCUUGCCGAUAACCAGGAUCUAUCAAUGUCUUAUAGCGAGAUAACACCGGAUAUGUUACACGAGGCUCUACGGAAGCUAACGAUGUGGAAACAGGAUGUACAGACGACUGCAAUUCUGGACUAUUUGAUUACCAAUUAUCCCGUUAACAAAGACAAGGAAGACUUAGUGAUUGAACUCUUGGAAAAGUUAAAGAUUGCUUCUCUUUUAGGUAUUGUGUGCCGUACUUCAGAAAACACUUGGAGUUUAACGCAUGAGUUCCAAAAGAGAUUGGUAUCAAAAAAUCACGUGACUCUCUUCUGGAAGAUGUAUGUAGACACAUUGCGGCCAAUCACGGCAAGACAGGUCGAUGAGCCCCCAAACCCAUCGAAGGAAGAUAAGGCCACUACCACGAAAAGAGGAGUUAUAACUAUAUAUGAUGAAGAUGUUUUAUAA